Messenger RNA from Cynoglossus semilaevis (tongue sole), 2892 nucleotides. RefSeq names its product cyclin I family, member 2 (gene ccni2). The record is from RefSeq and is a predicted model, not a curated record. The transcript has 5 exons. NCBI's taxonomy places the organism in Eukaryota, Metazoa, Chordata, Actinopteri, Pleuronectiformes, Cynoglossidae. The coding region runs from base 801 to 1310 and encodes 169 amino acids.
GAGGCUGAAGCUUUGUUUCUACAGGAUCACAAACAACAUUGACACAUUUGAACAACAGUGGGCUGUUGUUCCAGGUGGCUGGCAAUGAACUGCAUUUUGCACAGUUCCUACAUUCGUUUGCUGAUUGUAACUGUGUGUUUUACAGUUUUUACACAAACUGUAAAAGAAAAAGAAGACAAAAACCAAACAAGCAUUGAUUAGGCUCGUUGAGAUGCACUUUUUCAGGAUGCAUUCGUUAUUUAACAUACUCAAUUGAAGUCAUCAGUUAUUUUCAACUUCACUUUGUUAUGGAAACAGAAAAAUCUUCCAUUUUCAACAGAAGCUCGACCAUUUUGUGUGUUGAGUCCCGUAUGUCUGACCCACUGACACAUUUCUGUGUUGCAGACCAGGUGACGUCACCGGGGCGGAGCCACAGAGGCUAGAAAACAGCAGCUGCCUCCAAUCCUGGCUGAAUUUUUGUUUUUUUUCGCUUUCUGUCUUGUUUUGCGCUUAUUUUUUGCCAACGCGAUAACUAACCUUAAGCUUUGGCAUAAGUUGUUCGGAUUUUUAUUUGUCCGUUUUAAAAUAAUGCGGCUGCUUUGCGUAUUUCCACCGCAAAACAGCUUUUUGUCCCGCGCUCGUUCCCUCCAGCAGUAUCCUGGUGCUUGCUUGUUGUUUACAACGAAAAUGGACUGGAUUUAGGAGGAGAGGACAGAAAGGAAGAACCGUAUAAAUGCACCUGCAGUCUAAGACAUACUGUGCUUUACAUAUCGAAGAGGUGUGUGUGCCCUUGGAGCAGCCUGGCCUGUGUUGUGACGGCCAUGAAGAACCCAGGAGCUGCCGAGAACCACCGCCUUGUCACCCUGCUCCAGGGUGCUCUGGUCCGAGAGGCCCGCCUCUGGAAAGUCCCAGUUUUCAAGAAUGGAUGCCUACAGGGGGCUGACAUCUCAUCGUCCCAGCACCAAGAAAUGAUCCUCUGGCUGGGAGAAAUGUGCAGACUGUUCCAGUUCUGUCCUGAGACUUUUGCAUUGGGAGUCUGUGUCCUCAACCGCCUGCUGUCCUCUGUUAAGGCCCAACCAAAAUACCUGAAAUGUAUUGCGUUCACCUCACUGAUCCUCGCAGCCAAAAUCAAUGAGGAAGACGAGGUGAUUGGUUCUGUUAAAGACCUGGUCGUUCAGAGCGGAUGCAACUUUUCAACAGCGGAGAUACUUCGCAUGGAGCGGAUCAUUCUAGACAAGCUGCACUGGGACUUGUACAUGGCAACACCAGUGGACUUCAUUCACAUAGUAAGUCUGACUGGAGCAGACAGGCGGGGCAAACAGAAAAGCUGAUGUUUCCUGCCUUGUUUAACCGGACCUGAAGUAACAGACCAUCUGAGAGGAAGGUGGUUCUGUGAGUUCAAGUCCUGGAGCCGUACAGAAGCACACAACAAACCAUCAUGCUUGCAUAAACAUGGUAUUAACACACACACUCACACAAACUUUUACCCCUUGCCCUCCUUACCAGCCCGUUCUUAAACAAUUGGUCCUUGUAGAGAUUGUGCAUAUAAUUAAUUUUUACUUUGUGCGCUUAACAAUUACCUGUGUGUUAGCCAUCUUGGAUUAUACAUAAUUCUGCCAACACAAUCAAAUGAAACAAACUAGACAUUUUAAUGGCAAUUGGUGGCAGCUUAACUGCAGUGACAAGGAUCCAGUGGAAUAUUUCUGAUCUAAUCAUGAGCCAGAGCUCCUGAAGGAUGGCAAAUUGACUGGAAAAAAAACCUUCAACAAUCCACAACUUUGCCUAAUAACCCUGCUUAUCACGAUGGGUGAUCAAUAAUUUGCCAACAGUUCAGUUCAGUCCUAACUGAACACACGAUGGGGGGGAAACACUAGUUAAAUGUGAAUGGAGUUGAUAUGAGAGUCCUCACUACAAUGGCUGUUCUGCACACCAGGCCAAGGCACUUCAGAUUAAUUCAAACCUGCAGCCUCAUAAUGGAGACUUGAACCCUGCUGCCACCAGAGGUGUGUGUGUGAACAGAAAAAUCAGCUACAACAUCAUACUUUAGAACCUUUCACAAAACUAACAAUUGGGUGUCAUGUUUUACGUUGUUGUUUUCCCCCCCAUGAGCAUGCUGAUGUCAGUGUAACACAGUCAUUUAUGGCACAACACUGUUACAACAUAGUUUUGUAAACAGGACUUUAAACCUCACAGAUCAUUGCCUAACGUGGACAGAAGCCACAGACUGAACCACUGACACAUUCACAGCCCUUUGUGCAACAGGGCUGGACUGGUAAAGAUCUCAGUGAGAAUGGAGUGACUUCAUGUUGAAAUGGCCAACACACAGUAGCACUGGGCACAAUAGUCUGCAUAUAAAACAUAAACCUGUUCAGUGCAAUCAUAACUUUUUUUUUUUUUACAUGUGCAAAGCAAAACAUUGACUUGUGAUGUUUUGGAACAUGACUUGUCCAGUGACUCGUCAGCUCCCUGCUUUGGUUCAGGCUGAAAAACCCUCGGGAUGAUGUUCACUUUCACGAGUCAUUUAUCAUUGCAAUUUAAUUGUAAACAACAUUAAGUGUUUGAAGUGUUAAUGGCAAAUUUAAACCAGGCAGCAUGAAGUGGGACAACUUAGCUAUUUCUUUUUUUUACCAUAAAAUUAUUAUAUCUAUCUGCAAAAAAAGUGAAGUUGGGUUUCCUUAAAGCCACAAACCAUAACCUGUUCUCCAAAAGUGUUCUGGCACAUUUGCAAAAGAACUGAGUGGAUUCAGGUGUGUGUGAACGUUACUGUGUGUUCUCCCGACACUUAACAACCAGUCAUACAAAAUUCAAGACUUACAGUGACGUGACAUAUUAAUAGUGUAUAAUAAAAUAAAGACAUCUUUUUAUAUUCAAAUAAAUAUUUAACUAUACUGUUUAUAUAUCUACUUAAUUGCA